CGCUUUCAUUGACGCGCCGCGCACCGUUCUCCCGUGCAGUCUCGAGGUAGCUUCGCGACCGUUAAGCACGUAACCGCGUCGCUCCGUACUCGGGAGAGAGCGAGGAUAGAGAGGCGAGAGGGGGAGAGAGAGAGAGAGAGAGAGAGAGAGAGAGAGAGAGAGAGAGAGAGAGAGAGAGAAAGAAAGAAAGAAGAAGAGAGCUCGCCGGCACCGUCGAUCCUGCGAAGCAGCUCCGGAGCCGAACGCUGCUUUCCUCCGACGCCGUGUCACGUGCGGUCAGCUGCGGCCUUCCGCGUGCGGGGUGAGACCUCGGUGACUUCUUCGCCGCCGCGAAGGAGGGAAUUGGCAGGCGAGCGAGUGAACGCCAGGGAGCGCCGGCAUUUCCGAGCGACCGAUUCUCGAGGAAGGAAACCCCUAGAGUGAUCAGUCCACAGCGCUAGCGCCAUGGCGAGACAACAGACCGUGGACCGGAACAUCCCCCAUUUGAGGGACAUCUUCGGAUUCGGCAGCAAGUGGGACAACACGCGCGGCCAAGCGGAGGAGAAGGCACCCGGGCACGACAGCGCCGUGUCGAUGGGCUCCACGUCGGGCGAAGAGGAGAGCCCGAAGAACAGCAAGAAGAAGAAGUCGCGCCGCCGUGACAACAGCAAGACCCUGACGGAGAGCGACGUGAAGCACCUGGAGCGGCACUUGUCGAUGAAGAAGACCAUACGCAAAAAGAUCAUGCGCGAUCUGCAGCAGGCUUUCGUCGAGGACCCGAACGAGUUUCGCGUGGACGACAUCCCGCCGGAGCAGCUCAAGGCGGAGAUCAAUAUCCAGAGCCUGAGCUUCGGCACGCCGUCCCAGAAGCAGGGACGCACGCGUGGCAACGCCGAGAGUACCUUCCUCGACAUGCUGCGCGGCGGCGGUCUGGAGAAGAGCGGGACGGACGGUGACAGAGAUUCGGGACAUGGCGGGUCGCCGACCAGAGAGGCGCCCAGCGCCCAAGACACGGACGAUGAGUCCAGCUACGCGUACGAGGCGCCGACCGCGACGCCCACGAAGAAGAGCGGCAAUUUCUGGAGACGCUUUACCAUGAAGAGUCGCAAUAAGCGGUAAACGCGUCGGCACGCGCCGUACGCGUUUCCGAUAAAUCGCCGAGAAGGAGCCAGAGCGCGAAGAGAGUACCGAACACUUAAUUCUCCGUCUCUUUUAAUAAUUUUUACCAACGUAGUUAACGAAGCAGAGCUUGCAACUGUGAUAUACAUAAAAACCAAUUCAUCUCCGUCUCCUCCCAGCCCCUGCCCCCGCCCUUGUUCUCCUCACUAAUGAGAAGAUUUCCGCGUGGAAUUUUAAGAGGUUCCCGAAGAACAAAUAUUCUCUCUCUCUCUCUCUCUCUCUCUCUCUCUCUGUCUCUCGCAUGAAUAAUCUGAUGACGAUGACGACGACGACGACGACGAUAACGACAAUGACGACGAUGACGAUCGAGGACCAACGGAGAAACCGUAAAAGUCCGCCGCCGUCGCGGCGAGACCAGAUGUACAAAUUUCGGAUUUAAGCACGUAAGAUUUUAUAUACGAUGCGAUCUCAAAAGUAUACAAUCAUUCGGACGGACCAGCGUUUUUAUCGCGAGCUAUUUUAUGACAUAUCGCGAGACGACUCGACUAUUGAGCAGCUCGGAAAACGAACAAUAACGAAUAAUGCGAAUAAGGUAAUCUUCCUUAUAAUCGUAAAAUAAGUUUCUCAAACAAGGAAACAUAUAGCGUAGAAAAAGUGCGAUUAGGACGAGACGAUCGGUUAAGUUUAGACGCGCACUUGUUUCGAAGUCGUCGGGAUAAUCUGUCUCGACGUAUCAAAAAAAGGGGGAACUUCUUAAAACUCUCCGACACGAGACGUAACGACCGAUGUGUAGCAUCACACCCGCUUUCUGACAUUUGUACUUAAAGGGAAGUAAGAUUUUAAGCAAACGGACAAAAGAAGGGAGUAAAAGAAACGAAGGCAGCGUCGAACGCCGUGCAUAGUAUAUAGUUUAAGAUUAGUUAGUUUAAUUUCUCUUUAACGUGUUUAACAUAAGAAGGAACGUGCGGCUGCAGUUAUUAUUAUGAGUGAUCUGUAAUAAGCGUAAGGGAUGCGCGCACGUACGCGCGUAUCCGGUCACAUAGUAUUAGCUAGUCAACAACGCUAAGACGUACAUGAAAAGAGAAAAGAAAAGGAAACAAGAGAUAGAACCGAGAGAGAUCCGGUUGAUUUUUUUACCAUCAUCAGACGCGACGGAUUUGAUAUACCGCUUCUUUUCUAACGAACUCGAAAGUGAAAUAUUUUUUAGCUGUUUUUACCGUUUGGAAAUUUACAGGUACUUAAGGUCACUCGAGAAACAAACACAACGUACACGUAUACACACUUAUACAUACACACGUACGCAUAGGAUACCCAUUGAAUUCAUGUCGUAUAUAUACAAGUACGACGCGCAUUUUCUCGCUAUUCGCUGCAUUGUAUAAGCUAUAAUUGGUGUUUUUACCGAAAUCCUGUUGUUCCUAUCGUUUUACGAGAUAUAUCUCGCUAUUACCAUAAAUAUCGUUCAUAACGUCGAUGGCGAUCCACCACACGUUUUCAUCUAACCGCUGUGUACUUUCCCUCUCUACUCUAUAUGAUAAUAAUAAUAAUAUUAAUCAUAAUAGCGAUUAUUAUUAUCGUUACUUUUAAUAUUAACUGCAAUGUUAUAUUAGCUUUAAAUGUGUAUCAUACUCGAGAUCCACCUCAUGUAAGAACAGCAAUAUACUCAAAUAAAAGUCUCAUUCGAA
Harpegnathos saltator (Jerdon's jumping ant) is the source of this 2780-nucleotide messenger RNA. RefSeq lists its product as uncharacterized. The transcript has 3 exons. Bases 445 to 1098 code for a protein of 217 amino acids. NCBI's taxonomy places the organism in Eukaryota, Metazoa, Arthropoda, Insecta, Hymenoptera, Formicidae. The record is from RefSeq and is a predicted model, not a curated record.